GCUGUCUUUAGAUUCCCCGUGCAAUUCAUCAUGCCAAUCGGAUACUUGCGCCGCAUGGCUCAUGAGCAGCCAGUCAUCCUCUGGUCUGUUGUUAUUGGUUCCAUUGGCCCAUUGAUGGUCUGGACUGUCCCAAAAGUACGUCGUGAGUACUUUGGCUACAAGCCAGUUGCUCCCCUUCCUACCACAUAUCCUUUGCCAGCUGGACCACGAAACCCACCUUCCGGCUACGAGGACUAAACUAGAUGAUUUAUUACUAUAACCGAUUGCUGAUUGUUCGACAAUCACUGUAAACUUUUGCAAUUUGCGUCUGCAUAGACCAACACCUCGAAAAUCAAACAAAAAUAUAUUUGACAAGUACGAUCGUUACUUAGAAACUGUUAUUGACACCGUUCUACAAUGUGAAGGAUCGAUAUAGAAUAA
Messenger RNA from Umbelopsis ramanniana AG, 420 nucleotides. RefSeq lists its product as uncharacterized. Bases 31 to 237 code for a protein of 68 amino acids. Lineage: Eukaryota; Fungi; Mucoromycota; Umbelopsidomycetes; Umbelopsidales; Umbelopsidaceae. The record is from RefSeq and is a predicted model, not a curated record. The transcript has 3 exons.